AUGACUGAAGUUUGGAACGGAACGUGCAGGCUGGAGCCCCAUCCCCCACGGCUGCAGGGGAUCAACCCCCGGGGUUGGAGGGAGGGGGCCGCCGGGGCUGACCGUGGCUCCGGGGAGUUGGGACCGGAGAGUGCGGGGGCGGGCUGGGCGGAGGCUAGGGGGAGGAGGCGGCGUCCCGCACUGUCUCACCGCAGGACCGACCUCGGCUCUUAUCUGCUCGGGCAGCUUCCGCCCCCCGCCCAGCCCCCGCCGCAGGCCUGGCCCGCGCCUCCGCCUCCCGAGGGCCCGGGCCGGGGCGCCCCUCCCCCGCGGCCGCCCGCCCCCAGGGAGUGCCCGGGCUGCUGCCCAGCGGAGCAGAGAGGGGCCCGGCCCCCAGCGACUGCUGCCUCCCUGCAGGCCCCCACGGAAAGCCCAGAGAAGGCCGGCUCUCUCACAGAGGCCACGCUCUGGAAGCAGGAGGAAGGUGCCCGGCCUCGGGCCUCCAGCCUGGACUGCCAAAGGAGGAGAGGGUUGGCAGGGUCUGGGCAGUGCCGGCCAUCGCCCGGAGCGCGGCAGCCGUCCCCCGCCCCGCACACCCGGACCCCGGCCCGGGGCGGCGCCGUCCUGCGGCCGAGCGCGCCCCCGUGCGGCCGCGGCCGGCACCGCCGCCGGAGAGAGGAAGCGGCGGCCAGGCCCCGCAAGCCCAAGUGCCCCGGCCGCUCGCGGUCCCUGCGGGGGCCGCUGCCUCCUCUCUCGCGCAGCCAGGCCGAGCCGGGCGCCCACGGGGCUCCCACUUCCGCCCGACGCUCUCCGCCGCUGUCCCCGCCUCGAGGCGGAAGCGCGCCCCUUUACCGCCGCUCCCCCCGCGACCCCGCGGCGCGCGGCGCGCCGGGUUCCGGACAGGUCCCGUGUGACGUGGCCGCGCGCUGGGGGCGGCUCCGGGCCAGGGUGGAGGGGGGCGCCGGGCCGGGCGGGGCAGAGCCGGGGCGGGGCGCGGUGCCGCAGCUGGAUGGCCGGGGCCGCCCGGAGCGCCGCCGCCGCCGCACGGUGAGUGACCGCCCGACGCCCGGGGCCCGAGCCCCGGACGGGGCGGACUCUGCCGAUCCCCUUGUCCAGCCCUAUCUCCUGUUCCACACCUGGGGCCCCCUCACCUCUAACCGUGACCCGCCUCUGCCUCCCAAGCCCGGCCUUCUGGCCGCAGUCCCGCCUUUGGUCCCCAGUGGAGCCCAGUGGAUUUCAUCAGGGUCCCGUUAA
This is a messenger RNA of Bubalus bubalis (water buffalo), 1233 nucleotides long. RefSeq names its product basic proline-rich protein. The transcript has 5 exons. The record is from RefSeq and is a predicted model, not a curated record. The coding region runs from base 1 to 1233 and encodes 410 amino acids. Lineage: Eukaryota; Metazoa; Chordata; Mammalia; Artiodactyla; Bovidae.